This is a messenger RNA of Solanum pennellii, 2388 nucleotides long. RefSeq names its product probable protein arginine N-methyltransferase 3. The coding region runs from base 97 to 1974 and encodes 625 amino acids. Gene Ontology annotation, biological process: peptidyl-arginine methylation. Gene Ontology annotation, molecular function: protein-arginine N-methyltransferase activity. Lineage: Eukaryota; Viridiplantae; Streptophyta; Magnoliopsida; Solanales; Solanaceae. The record is from RefSeq and is a predicted model, not a curated record. The transcript has 7 exons.
AGACAACAUUAGUCCAUAUUUUUCAUUCUUCGCCUUCUCCUCAAGUUCCCAAACGAACCAUUACCAUUCCGAGCUUGUAACUUCUGCUAAUUUUCAAUGGCGAUGGAGGAACCGAACACUGUAUAUAUGGAAGUAGAAGAUGAUAACUCAGACGACGAUAAGGACCAGAAUUGGGACGAUUGGGAAAACGGAGACGAAGAAGAUGAAGAGGAGGCUAUGAGCUCAAAAUUACUCUGUUUGUUCUGCGACUCUACUUACGAUUCCAGUAACGCGCUCUUUGAGCACUGCGCAUCCGAACAUCGGUUCCAUUUCAACACUCUCAAGAACACUCUUGCCUUGGAUUUUUAUGGCUGCUUUAAGCUAAUUAAUUAUGUUAGGUCUAAGGUUGCAGGGAACAAAUGCUGGAGUUGUGGCAUUGUAUGUCAGUCAAAGGAAGAUUUACUGAAUCACUUGCACGAAGUUGCUAGUUUGGAUAAUGGCAAGUUUCCUUGGAAUGAUGAUGAAUUUCUGAAGCCUUUCUUGAAUGAGGAUGCACUUUUGUAUAGCUUUGAUGAAGACGAUGAAGGUGAAGAUGAUAUGGACAAUAUGCCUAUUGACAAAGAGGAGUUAAUUAAGGAUCUUGAACAAAUUAGCAUCGAUGAGGAUGAUUUUACUCUCGAAACAGAAGAAAACAAACCUACAGCCUUUAGUCUUAGUGGAGGGAAAUAUACUUCAAUGAUAAAUACUACUCUCAGCAAUGGCAUUGUCUCUGCAGAAGGUGGUGUUUCUUCGUAUAGGAACAACAAUGACCUAGAUUCCAGCUUAUAUAUCGCAAAAGUUGCAGCAAAUAAGAUCAAGGAUGUAAAUAAAAACUAUUUUGGUGGUUAUAGUUCGUAUGGUAUCCACAGGGACAUGAUAAGUGAUAAGGUAAGAACUGAUGCUUAUCGGCAAGCCAUUCUGGAGAAUCCUUCUCUCUUAAAAGGUGCUGUAGUCAUGGAUGUAGGUUGUGGUACUGGCAUAUUGAGUCUCUUUGCAGCCCAAGCAGGUGCGUCAAGGGUGAUUGCAGUUGAAGCAAGUGAAAAGAUGGCAGCUGUGGCAGCUCAGAUUGCUAAAGACAAUAACCUUUUGCGGAUUGGAAGCAAGAAUGAAGGUUCUGAUCAAGGCAAUGGUGUGAUGGAAGUGGUUCAAGGAAUGGUUGAAGAGCUAAAGAGUACCCAGAAAGUUCAGCCACACAGUGUUGAUGUGUUAGUGAGUGAAUGGAUGGGUUAUUGCCUGCUUUAUGAGUCAAUGCUCAGCUCUGUCCUGUAUGCACGUGAUCAAUUUUUGAAACCUGGAGGUGCCGUUCUUCCUGACAUGGCAACAAUGUUUGCUGCUGGGUUUGGAAGAGGCGGUACAAGCAUUCCAUUUUGGGAAAAUGUUUAUGGCUUUAAUAUGUCUUGUAUCGGCGAGGAAAUCGUUAAAGAUGCUUCCAGAAUUCCAAUAGUUGAUGUUGUUGACAGUCGUGAUAUAAUAACCAAUUCAAAAGUUCUCCAGAACUUUGAUCUGGUGACUAUGAAGCUGGAGGAGAUGGAUUUUACAGGAAUGGUUGAACUGGAGCUGAAGGGAGAAACUUCUGCAAACGGGUCUACAGGUUCAAAACCUGUAACAAACUGGUGUUAUGGAGUUGUUGUUUGGUUUGAGACUGGAUUUACAGAAAGAUUCUGUAAAGAAAAGCCAACUAACUUGUCCACAUCUCCCCAUACUAACAGCACUCACUGGUCGCAGACUAUCCUCACUUUCUCAGAACCAAUUGCAAUGGUAUCCCCAGGUACACUAAAUGUUGACAAAAUGGCAGCAGUUGGUUCUGAUGCCUGCCCCGCGGUGAAAAUACAAUGUCGGAUCAGUGUAGUUCGUGCUGCUCAGCAUCGAAGCAUUGACAUUUCCAUGGAGCUAUCAGGAAUCGGACCUUUUGGUAGAAAACGAAAUUGGCCAGCACAAAUGUUUAAUGUAUUGUAAGUUGAUCCAAACCAUUUGACUGCAAACUCAAGCUCCUACCAUACAUUUCUGCUUGCACCUGACAGGAAGGCCUCAGGGCGAGUGAGUGGAUUAUUUUCAUCUCAUUGUUGAUGCAUGAUGAAGAUGUGGAUCAUUCCGAGUUUCUUGGAGUAAGCGCAAACCAUAGAAAUACCCGUCUUGCCUGCCUUUUAUUUUGACACUUGGUUUUGAGCACUUUGUUGGGCUAGCAGUUGUAGAAGAGAGAAUCAACAUAUUCAAACACAUGAGAAAUUUUCUUUGUUGUGGUAAUAUUUUUUUUAAUACAAGUCUUGUUCUAUCCUUACUUCUUCCUGCUAAUUUUCCUCAACAUUAUUCCAAGUACAAUGAUUUCGAGGUCAAAUUUUGCAUCAAUCGAUGAGUAUUUAGUUAACAUUA